Messenger RNA from Megalops cyprinoides (Indo-Pacific tarpon), 1283 nucleotides. Its product is annotated as zinc finger protein 813-like. NCBI's taxonomy places the organism in Eukaryota, Metazoa, Chordata, Actinopteri, Elopiformes, Megalopidae. The transcript is spliced from 2 exons. The record is from RefSeq and is a predicted model, not a curated record. The annotation marks the transcript as partial. Gene Ontology annotation, cellular component: nucleus.
UUCGGGAAUCAUUCUGUUUGGGUAACUUGAAUAUCUCCUAAAGCUGCCCUAAAAUGACGAAACUGCAGCUCUUAAACUCUUAUCUUACCGAACGUUUAAUGGUUGCCGUGCACGAGAUCUUAGGUGUAGUAGGGGAGACGGUCUCGGAAUACCAGGCGGAAACUGCCCGAACAAAGAAAGAGAAUGAGAAUCUCAGACGGAGGCUGCGCAUACUCGGACACGAGAUCGAGUCAUCACGGCCGGGAGCCAUGCAGCUCACUGCAGAAAGGACACCAAUUGAGCUCAGUGAGCAGGAGUGGAGCUCUGGUCUGAAACAGAACACCCAGCUCACAGAACGGAAACAGGAGAUUGCCAAGUUCUUCACACCAGCCUCUGAAACAUCAGAGCCAAUUCUGUCAUCUUUUUGUGUAAAAAAUGACUUUGAAGAGGAAUCAGUUAACCCUGCAGAUCCUCUUGAAACCACACUGAUUGAGGAGAAUCAGGAAAUCAUACAUCAGCAAGAGGCUAGGCUGAAAGAAGGCAUGCGUACUGGACAGCAGUCUGUCCUCACGGCAGAGACUGAUGCAGGCUUAGUUACACCAGGACUGAAGAAGCUGGCAUUGGAAAUCACAUUGUCAAUGGUCUCACCAUCUGUAAAUUCUGAGCUAAACUCAGUCCGUACGGCAAAUGUCUCAGUGAUAGAGCCACUCAGCACUGAGCUGAAAUCUCUGCCCAGCCUUGGGCCAGAGCAAGUUAAAACGGAGCCCGAUGAAGGAGACUUUAAUCUUGAACAGCUCUCACAAUUACCUUACAUCCCAAAUAAUCUGAGUGGUAUAAAAGAAUCUCUGUGUGAAGCAAAUGUGACUGUUGGGUCUAACAUUAACGGAGCAGAAGGUGAAUGUACAGAAUUGUCUAGUAUACCUAUCAGUGAGGCUCAGUCUGAUAAUCUGACUGUUGCUCACAGAGAAGAAAAACAACACUGUUGUUUUCAGUGUGGGAAAUGUUUCAGUCAUGUUUCGUACGUUAAAAUACAUCAGCAGAUUCAUACAGGUGAGAGACCAUACGCCUGUGCAUGGUGUGGAAAAUCCUUCACUCAGUCAGGAGACCUGAGAAGACAUGAGCGAAUCCACACAGGAGAUAAACCGCACCAUUGCACAUGGUGUGAAAAGAGUUUCACUCAAGUAGGAAACCUGAAACGGCACCUGCGGAUCCAUACUGGAGAGAGACCGUACUGCUGUACUCGCUGUGGGAAAACUUUCUACGAUGGAGGUGCCUUAAAAAAUCACAAAAGAAUUCACACACAA